Molecule: messenger RNA, 2146 nt
Organism: Cuscuta campestris
Lineage: Eukaryota; Viridiplantae; Streptophyta; Magnoliopsida; Solanales; Convolvulaceae
Source: the annotation of a GenBank genome assembly
AGUAUAUUUACAAAUUUUUAAUGCUUAUAAUUUUUUUUCAUAAACCGAAAAAACCAAAAUAAAACCAAAUAAAACCACCAAGUUACUCACUGUUUUGUUUUAGUUUUGGAUAAAAACCAAACAGCCAAAACCCAUUACACCCCUAGUCUAACCAAUAUUUUAGGGUUAUUUAAACCCAGCCGCUAGCAUCAUUUCUUCUGAUCACCUACCUAAUCGGCCGCUUCAACGUCCACCCAGGCCAGCCAGUUUUUUUUCAGAUAGUUGUUUGGAACCGCAUAUGAAAAUGAUGAUGCAAAUGGAGAAAGUAAAGCUGCAGUUUGGGGUCCGACUCUUGUUAGUAGCCAUAGCGUUUGGAGUUUUUGCAGCGGAGUCUAUCGUCUUAAGCCCUUCCAAGUUAGAGAUGUUUGUUGACAAACUCCCACAUAUGCCCAGAAUCAAAGGCUAUGAUGUGGUUCAUGGCCGUCCUGUUCCCAAAUCACUCAACAUUGGCAUGUUUCACAAGAAAUGGAAGUUUCACAGAGAUCUUCCCUCAACCCCGGUGUUCUCAUAUGGCAAGUCGAGGCACGCAGCAACGGUUCCUGGUCCUACAAUCGAGGCGCUUCACGGAGUUGACACAUACGUUACAUGGGAAAACCAUCUCCCUUCCCAACACAUACUCCCUUGGGACCCAACCAUCCCCACUGCUCAACCCAAGAAGAAGGGCGGGGGGAUCCCGACGGUGGUCCACCUGCAUGGAGGAAUUGACGAACCCGAGAGCGAUGGCAACCCAAAUGCAUGGUUCACUGCCGCAUUUGGAGAGCGUGGGUCCGCGUGGACGAAGAAGAUGUACCACUAUCACAACAUUCAACAACCUGGGACCCUGUGGUACCAUGACCAUGCCAUGGGGUUGACCAGAGUCAACCUCUUGGCUGGUCUGUGCGGGGCGUACAUCAUACGCCAGCCGGAUAUUGAGAACCCACUCCGGUUGCCAAUCGAUCUUCCGUUGGUCGUCUUUGAUCGCAGCUUCAACACCAACGGUUCGAUCUACAUGAACUCUACGGGAAACAAUCCAUCCAUACACCCACAAUGGCAACCCGAGUACUUUGGCGAUGCCAUCAUAGUCAAUGGCAAAGCAUGGCCCUACAUGAUCGUGCGACGUAGAAAAUACAGGUUCAGGAUCAUCAAUGCCAGUAAUGCCCGUUUUUUCAACUUUUACUUCCUCAACAACUUGACCUUUAUCCACGUGGCAUCGGACUCGGCGUACAACGAACACCCUGUUGCACUCUGUGAGGUCCUCCUAGCCCCAUCUGAAAUUGCCGACGUUGUGGUUGACUUUUCCAAGUCAAAGUCAAAAUCAGCAAUCCUAGCUAAUAAUGCCCCAUACCCUUACCCUUCGGGUGAUCCCACUGACGAAGCUAAUAGCAAAGUUAUGAAAUUCAUCCUGAAAUCUGGUCGCGAGCGUGACACAUUACGAAUUCCUAAUAAACUCAUAAAAUAUCCCACCCCAAACGUAUCAGAGGCCACAACCACAAGGUACAUCACUCUGUUUGAGUAUACGAGCGAUGUUGACGAGCCUACACAUCUAUACAUCAACGGGAAAUCGUAUGACGCUCCAGUUAUGGAGAGACCAAAAGCGGGAACAAGUGAGAUAUGGAAUGUCAUAAAUCUAACGGAGGAUAACCAUCCAUUGCACAUCCAUUUAGGCCUUUUCAAGGUGUUGGAUCAAACCAAGUUGGUGAAAGAGGAGGAGUUUAAAGCAUGUAUGGUGAAGUUAAACAACGCGGUCAAGUGUAAAGUGAAGGAGCAUACACGCGGAGAAAGGGUAGAGGUGCGAGCACACGAGAAAGGAUGGAAGAAUGUGUACAAGACGAUGCCCGGCUAUGUGACAAGAAUCUUUGUCACAUUUUCCUUCAUCCAUUCAAAUGCUUCCUACCCUUUUGAUGCCACGGCAGAGCCCGGUUAUGCCUACCAUUGUCACAUUUUGGAUCAUGAAGACAAUGUCAUGAUGCGUCCCUUAAAAUUCGUACAUUAAGAAUUGAAAAAUACAAUCAAAUUGUAAACACGAUAGACUUAUUAUCGCAGGAGUUGCACUCGGCAAUUGGAUGAUUUGGAUCUAUCACUUUUACAUUAAUGAACAUAUGCAAGAUAAUAAGAUUUUUUCAAUUGA